GGAUGGAAUGGAGAUCUUGGCUAUGUACUCCAUCCGAAGUCUGCCGACAAUGCGUCACAGGGAUCGGCUGCAGGAAGAUGGCGUUGAGGACAUGACCCAGCUGGAGGAGCUUAAUGAAGGCUCUGUCCUGUUAAAUUUGAAGACAAGAUUUGACCGAGAUCUCAUUUACACAUACAUUGGCAGCAUUCUGGUGUCUGUGAACCCCUAUAAGAUGCUGAAUAUAUACGGGACGGACAUGGUGCUGCAGUACAAUGGACAAGCGAUUGGAGAAAACCCCCCUCACCUCUUCGCUAUUGCUAACUUCUCCUACACCAAAAUGAUGGAUGCCAAACAGAACCAGUGCAUAAUUAUCAAUGGAGAAAGUGGAUCUGGGAAGACGGAAGCUACGAAGCUCGUCCUGCGAUAUUUAGCGGCGAUACACCAUAAGCGCAACAUCACGCAGCAGAUACUGGAAGCGGCACCGCUUUUAGAAUCGUUCGGAAAUGCCAAAACCGUGAGGAACGAUAACUCAAGCCGCUUUGGGAAAUACGUGGAGAUUUUUAUGGAGGAAGGUGUGAUCAGUGGUGCCAUAACCUCACAGUAUCUACUUGAGAAGUCCCGGAUUGUGUUUCAGGCCAAAAAUGAGAGGAACUAUCACAUUUUUUACGAAAUGCUUGCCGGCCUUCCUGUACAACAGAAGCAAUCCUUCUCUCUUCAGGAGGCUGAAACAUAUUACUACCUCAACCAGGGGGGCAACUGCGAGAUCCCAGGGAAGAGGGACGGGGAAGACUUUCGCAGGAUCCUCAGCGCCAUGGAGAUACUCAACUUCAGUGUCGAGGAACAGAACAGUAUCUUCAGGGUUCUGUCUUCCGUUCUCCACCUUGGGAACGUGUUCUUUGAGAGAUAUGAGGCUGAUUCCCAGGAGGCGGCUACCGUUGUGAGUGCGCGGGAGAUCCGUGUGGUGGCUGAGCUUCUCCAGAUCUCCCCAGAGGGCCUGCAGAAGUCCAUAACUUACAAGGUCAUGGAAACGAUGAGGGAGAAGAUAUUCACUCCUUUGACUGUUGAGAGUGCUGUUGACGCCAGAGAUGCCAUUGCCAAGAUCUUAUACGCCCUCCUGUUCAGCUGGCUCACAGACAGGAUUAACGCGCUGGUUUACCCAAAAAAUGAAGCAUUGUCCAUCUCCAUCCUAGAUAUCUAUGGAUUUGAGGACCUAGCUUUCAACAGCUUUGAACAGCUUUGCAUUAAUUAUGCAAAUGAGUACCUGCAGUUUUUUUUCAACAACGUAAUAUUUAAAGAAGAGCAGGAUGAAUACAUCAGAGAACAGGUCAGCUGGCAGGAAGUGUCAUUCACCGAUAACCAGGACUGCAUUGACCUCAUUGCCGCAAAGCCCCAUGGGAUUCUCCGCAUCCUUGACGACCAGAGUUGUUUUCCACAGGCAACUGACCACACCUUCCUUCAAAAAUGCCACUAUCACCAUGGCAACAGUUCCCUAUACUCUAAGCCAAAGAUGCCUUUGCCCGAAUUCACAAUAAAGCACUAUGCUGGCAGAGUCACCUACCAGGUCCACAAGUUUCUGGAUAAAAACUUUGACCAAGUCCGUCAGGAGGUCCUUGAACUCUUCGUUCAAAGCAAAAAUAAGAUGGUGGCCAGCCUCUUCUACAAUCAUGCCCAGUUCCUCAGCCAGCAGUCCCACGUUAGGAAGACAAGUACUGUAACCCGGCGCUACCAGCCACCCACCGUUGCUGCCAAGUUCCAGCAGUCCCUCCUGGAGCUGGUGGAGAGGAUGGAGAGGUGCAAUCCCUUCUUUGUUCGCUGCAUAAAACCGAACAGCAGAAAGGAGCCGGACAUAUUCGAGGUGGAGCUGGUCGCUGCUCAGCUUCGCUAUUCUGGGAUCUUGGAGACGAUCCGCAUCCGUAAGGAAGGCUACCCCAUCAGGCUGGCAUUCCACACAUUCCUCUGCAGGUACAAAGCCCUACUGGGAAUAAAGCAGCCACCUCCCCCGGAGGGUGAGAACUGUGUUCUCAUGCUGAGGAAGCUGUGUCCUGUCAGGGCAGGCCAGUACCAAGUGGGGGUGACCAAGCUGUUCUUGAAGGAGGAGGUCUACCAGCUGCUGGAGAGCAAGCGGGACCGAGUGCUACAUGUGGCUGCCCUCACGCUCCAGCGCUACACACGGAUGUUCUUUGUCCGGAGACGCUUCGUCGCCUUCCGCAAGAAGAUCAUGUGGCUGCAGGCCCAUUGCCGAGGAUACCUCACUCGGAGGUGUUACGAGAAGAUGAGGGCGAGCCUGGUGAAGUUCCGCUCCCUGAUUCUCAUGUAUAUCAGCCGCAAGAGAUACAUCAAGAUGAAAUUUGAGGCCAAGAGAUUAGCUGAGGAGGAAAGGCUGCAACGGGAAAUGGAGCUGACGAGGCGGGAGGUGGUCAACGUUACUCACCUGGCCAUUCCAGCUGAGCUGGCAGGACUCUUGCAGACUGUUGCAGGGGGUAGGGAGAUCCAUUCGGAUUGUCUUGCCUUGGUCGAAGCCCCCAGGAUUGAGGUAGACUCUCAGCUCACCCUACCACUCGACAUCAACAACCACCCUAUCUCCAAAUAUGUCCAGAUUCACUUUAGGGAGCCCAAGUUCGGCAUGCUGAUGGCACCUCUUGAGGCCCCGUUGACCCACGUACAGGAAGACUUACGGAAAGAGGCCCUCAGCAUCUUCAUCAUGGUUCUGAGGUUCAUGGGGGACCCCAACCUCAAUGGGGCCCAGGAGAAUAUGUUUGGAAAUUACAUCGUACAGAGGGGUCUGGCUGCGCCGGGCUUGAGAGAUGAAAUCCUGUGUCAGAUCAGCAAUCAGGUCUGCAGGAAUCCCAACCCAUCCAAUGCGGAAAGGGGCUGGCUGCUUCUGCUGGCCUGCCUGAGUGCCUUUGCGCCAACACAGUCGCUGGAGAAGUAUCUUCUCAAGUUUGUCUCAGACUAUGCCCAGUAUGGUUACGAGGCACCCUGUCAGCACAGGCUCAUACAAGCCAUGCAGAAGUCCCGGCUUGGCCCGGAGGCUGCGAGGACCCAUCCGUUGUCUUUGUUGGAGUGGACGGCCUGCCGGAAGAAAGCAAGCAUGGUGCUUCAGGUUCACUGCUUCGACGGGUCUUCUUUCCUGUGUCCCCUUCACUGCUGGACUAGUGGGGAAGACCUGGCAGGGACCAUCCUACAACACAGAGGUGUGGAGGAUAGCUGGAGGGGCUGCUCCAUCCUCAUGAAGGAGCACAGCCAGUGGGUGGAGCUGGCGGGCCACGACUACGUGCUAGACCUAGUGGCCGACCUGGAUCUGGUACCGGAGUUCCCUAGGCAGAAAUCCCACUUCAUUGUCUCGUCAGAGGACCCGUCCCUGGGCCGACCCCGCACCAGCCUCGCCCUGUUUGGGAGCGGCUUUGAGUCAGAUGAGGACUCUCCCAUGCAGCAGGCCCCACCUCUCCCCAGUGGCUUGGACUCCAGUGGAUUCUAUGGCCAUGAGUCUGACAGCUUCACAGAGACUCCCAAUCAGAAGGGCAUGGACCGGUAUCUCGACAGCCUCUUCGACCCCGUGUUAUCAGACAGCAGCGGGGACCCAGAGAAGUCCACCAGCAUCUCCGGCAGGAUGAAAGGGGGUGGGGGGGUCGGAGCGAGCACAGGGGAGAGGACCCAGCCCGGCGGCCGGGGACACUACCCCCCAAGGCUGCAGCCGGGAGCUGUGCAGGUCCUACCUGUGAAGGGGACCAUGGCACCAGGGGUCAACCCGGUGCCACCCAUGUCCCGCACUGUGGAAGAUACAUCGGCCACGCCUCCUACGCUGGCCACGCCCCCCACCUCGGGGCCACGCCCCAGGCCCAACCCCAUGCCGGCCACCCCCCCCACAUCGAUGACACGCCUCACGUCAGCUGAAGAAGAGAUUCCGCCUGCCCCAGUGAUGCCGCCCUCGCCGGCGAUGUACGCUGUGCCACCGAUGGGCACUGUACCAGGAAUGUCAUCGAUGCCAGUGAUUCCUGUGAUGCCCAAUGUGCCGGGUGCAGAGCAAAGCGUUCUGGCCCAGCAGCAACAGGCCAUCAUCAACCAGCAGGCCAUCAUCUUGGCUCAGCAGAUGACCAUGCAAGCCAUGGCCCUGCAGCAUCAGAUGUACAGCGACCACAUGACCAGUCCCGUGAGCGGUCACAUGACCAACCCUUACGUCAAUCCCUACGCGAGCCCUCAGCCCCAUCACCCUCCGCUGUCCCCGCUGCCUCGGGCCACCCUGCCGACUUCCAGCGUUCCCAUGGCGGGAAGCCCACUUCGGAGUCAGGGGAGGCCCCCACACCACGCCCAGCCCGACAACCUGGUGAGGUCCUCCGUCACCAACGCAGAGCACAUCGAGCCCAGCCACAACAUCAAGGACAUCAUCAAGCAGCACCAGCCCGGCCCGCCGCUCAGGCCCUCCGAGAUCGCCAGGAAGGAGGGGAAGGUGUUCGCGAAGAAGCCGAACCCGCACGAUGAAGCUAUGAGCAUCCUGAAGGGGCAGAUGGAUACUCAGCCCCCCCAGGCAAGUAAAACCUCGUGGCUCCAUCUGGCCUUGCCGAGACAGGCCCCCACUGCCCCAGCUCCCACCCUGUCCCCAGCAAAAGUCCCCAAGGACGGUGCCCCCACCCCGGCUGCGGACAGGAGCGCCAAGGCGAGGCCUGCAAAAGCGCCGCUACCCAUGGAGUCUGAGAGACCCCCAGCCCCACUGCCAGCGCCUAGGGAGCUGCCGGUGGAGGAGGAGAGCAUACAGACGCAGCUGCACCGGUGGAGCAGUGAGGAGCAUUACACUUACGUCAAUGUGCCCUGGAAGCUCUAUCUGCGGAAGGAGGUUUUCUACCCUAAAGACAGUUUUAAUAACCCUCUACUGCUGGACCUCAUAUUCAGACAGAUAGUCCAUGACACAUUCUCCGAGGCCUGCGUCCGCAUCACGGCAGAGGAGCGCCAGAACAUGAAGUCGCUGUUUGUGGAGAACCGCAUCGAGCUGAGCUCAGCGGCGCCAGACGAGGGCGUGAAGAAGAAGGUUGUCACUACCGCCAGAGACACAUGGGAGAUCUACUUCUCUCGCCUCUUUCCUGCAUCUGGCAGCGUGGGAACUGGAGUCCAGGUGCUGGCCGUGUCUCAUAGGGGGAUCAAGCUGCUGAGGAUGGUGAAGAGCAGUGCCUCAGCACAGGAGUUCUUCCGGGUUCUUCGGCCGUACAGCUACACGGACAUCAUGUUCGUCACCAUUCCCUCCAAGAACAUGCUGGAGUUCAACCUGACCAACGAGAAGCUGAUCCUCUUCUCCGCGAAAGCACCGCAGGUCAAAACCAUGAUCGACUUCUUCAUCACCGAGCUGAAGAAGGACUCGGAUUAUGUAGUGGCGGUGCGUAAUUACAUCACCGACGACCGGUCACUGCUCAGCUUCCAUAAGGGCGACAUCAUCCGGCUGCAGACCAUGGAGGGCCUGGAGGAGGGCCACUACUAUGGCUGCAUUGUGAAAAAGAAGGUGAUGUUCCUGGAGGAGAUAAAGAGAGACACCGCUGACUUCGGAUGGAAGUUCGGGGCCGUCCAUGGCCGCUCAGGCAUGUUCCCCGCCGAGUUCGUCCAACCAGUGGCCGCCCCCGACUUCAUCAGCCUACCCGUGGACAGAAAGGAGGAACCCAAGAACAAGGAGGGGCGCGUGGCGGCAUCAGCGGCGGUGGCAGUAGCCGUGGCAUCCGCUGCGGCAGCACACGAGUUGGACCGAACCACUGAGGUGGCUCCAGCUGUCAACGAGUACACGGAUGCUUAUGAAAGCAGGACUGCAGAAGUGGAUGAAAGGAUGUUACAGGACAGCAGAUACAGUAUGGUGGAGUUUGCCAAGAAAUACUUCAGGGAGGCCCAGGGCAAAGACAGCAAUUCGUAUAAACAGAGGUCUAAGAAAGGCAGAGAUUCAAGGGAACCCUCAGACAUGGUGAAAUAUUCCAAGUCCCCAAUUCUGGAGUCUUUGAUCGAUUUCACUGAUGAAAACAUGAACAAGGUGGCAGCGGAUAUUUUCCUGGCUGUGAUGAAGUUCAUGGGAGACUACCCCCUUAAGGGCCAGACGGAGCAGGAGGUCGUCAACGUCUUCCUAAGGCUUAGCGGGGAAUACGCGCUAAUGAAGGAUGAAGCUUACUGCCAGGUCAUCAAGCAGAUAACUGCCAACACCAGCCCCAAAAUGGACAGCUGCCAGAGGGGCUGGCGCCUGCUGUACAUCCUCACAGCCUACUACCGCUGCUCCGAGGUGCUGAAACCAUUCCUACUCAAGUUCCUGCAGGAUGUGGGCCGGACCGCUGGCGUGCACUUCCAAGGGAUCGCAAAAGCUUGUGAGCAGAAUCUGAGGAAGACUUUCCAGUAUGGUGGGCGCACUCAGUUUCCAAGUAACAUGGAGCUCAAAGCCAUGGUGGCCGGCCGAAGCUCCAAACGACAGCUCUUUCUCCUGCCUGGAGGCAUUGAGCGCCACCUCAAGGUCAAAACUUGCACGAUUGCCCUAGAUGUCAUUGAAGAGCUCUGUUACGAGAUGGACCUGCACAGGCUAGAAGCCAUGGAUGAAUAUGCCGUCUUCGUGGUCACUAACAGAGGUCAGAAUGUUCGCCCCCUGACCAAGAAGGAGUACAUUCUGGAUGUGGCGACGGAGGCCGAGCCCAUCGACAGCAGCUAUAGCUUCUGGUUCCGAAGGGUGAUCUGGUGCCACCCAAUGAAGUUUGACAACGAGCUUUGCGUCACCAUGCACUACAACCAGAUUCUCCCAGACUACCUGAAGGCUCUACUCAACACCAUACCCCAGGGGAAGGUCAGCGAGCAGCAGCUCCAGCAGCUGUCCAAGCUAGCCGCUCUGCAGCAUCGCGCUUCCGACAGCGUCUACUUGCCCACCAUCCGGGAGGUGCAGGACUGCAUUCCCCCACAGCUCUACGCACUGCAGCGUCCUCAGCAGUGGUUAAACAUGGUCACCCAGCACAUGCAGCAGGUCCAGGCCCUCAGCCCACACCAGGCCAGGGCCCAGUUCCUGGGGCUGAUCAGCGCCUUCCCCAUGUUCGGCUCGUCCUUCUUCUACAUCCAGAGCAGCAGCAACAGCGCCAUCGUGGCUCCCUGCGUUCUGGCUGUCAAUCAGAACGGCCUCAACUUCCUCAACAAAGACACCCAUGAGGUGAUGGUGAAGUUCCCCCUGAAGGAGAUACAGUCCACACGGACCCAGAGGCCAACAGCAGGUUCCAGUUUCCCAUACGUGGACAUCAUGCUGGGGAACCUAAUGACUCAGCGUAUAUCCCAAUUACAGCUGGAGCAGAGUCUGGAGCUCUGUCGUGUCAUUGCCAUGCACGUGGAGAACCUGCUGUCCAUGCGGGAGAAGCGAUUGACGCUGCCGCCCAGCGAGAUCACCUUACUGUAAGGACAAAGGGGUCCAUCUCCAAGUCAGCCAUACAGACAAGAACUCUUCAUCCUGGUACAUGCAUUUAUCCAGUGACUUAUAAAGUUUACAUAUUUUUUGUCCAAUAUGUUUUUACCACAAAAUAAAGAUAU
This is a messenger RNA of Brienomyrus brachyistius, 7497 nucleotides long. It is a transcript of the gene myo15aa, whose product is annotated as myosin XVAa. Gene Ontology annotation, molecular function: ATP binding; protein binding; cytoskeletal motor activity. The record is from RefSeq and is a predicted model, not a curated record. Gene Ontology annotation, cellular component: myosin complex; cytoskeleton. The coding region runs from base 8 to 7366 and encodes 2452 amino acids. Lineage: Eukaryota; Metazoa; Chordata; Actinopteri; Osteoglossiformes; Mormyridae. The transcript is spliced from 65 exons.